UGUUGUCUCUCUCUGCUUACACUGGGGCUUGAAUUCAAAGUCUUACUGGCUUGCUUAGGUUUUCCACUCAGGGCUGGGGUUGUACUACUCGAGCCUUACCUCAACUUCUGGCUUCUUGCUGCUUAAUUGGAAGUGAAAGUUCUGGGGAUUUUCACGCCCUGACUGGCUUUAACCUUGACCCUCAGGUAUUAGCCUCUGAGUAGUCGGGAUUACAGUGGAGACCCACCAGCUCUUGGCUCAAGGUUUUCAAGUAGGCCUAGGUCUGGCCUUGGGGAUUGGUCCUCCUACCUCAAUCCUCCCACAUAGCUGGGAGAAAAGGGAGGGGUGACCACCCCCUCACCCUGCUGGCUACUAGGCUGGGUCUUAAGAGCCUUUGCUCCUUGGACCAUGAUCCCCUAGCUGUCUGUCUACCCCAAGAGGCUGGGCCUCACUCGUGGUUGUUGCCCUGCAGGCCUCAAAGGUGGCGGCCCCAGCGGCGGCGGCGGCGGCGCCAAUGGCACAUCUUUCAGCUACACAUUCCACGGAGACCCCCACGCCAUGUUUGCCGAGAUCUUCGGAGGCAGGAACCCCUUUGACACCUUCUUUGGCCAGCGGAACGGGGAGGAAGGCAUGGACGUGGACGACCCGUUCUCCGCCUUCCCCAUGGGCAUCGGGGGCUUUACCAACAUGAACUUCGGGAGCCGCUCACGCCCUACCCAAGAGCCCACACGGAAGAAGCAAGAUCCCCCCGUCACCCACGACCUCCGCGUCUCCCUGGAAGAGAUCUACAGCGGCUGCACCAAGAAGAUGAAAAUCUCCCACAAGCGCCUCAACCCCGACGGCAAAAGCAUCCGGAACGAAGACAAGAUCUUGACCAUCGAAGUGAAGAGAGGGUGGAAAGAAGGGACCAAGAUCACCUUCCCCAAGGAAGGGGACCAGACCUCCAGCAACAUCCCCGCCGACAUUGUCUUUGUUUUAAAGGACAAGCCCCACAACAUCUUCAAACGGGACGGCUCCGACGUGGUGUAUCCAGCCAGGAUCAGCCUCCGAGAGGCUCUCUGCGGCUGCACGGUGAGCGUCCCCACUCUGGACGGCAGGACCAUCCCCGUGGUAUUCAAAGAUGUCAUCAGACCUGGCAUGCGGCGGAAAGUCCCCGGAGAAGGCCUCCCUCUCCCCAAAACGCCCGAGAAGCGAGGGGACCUCAUCAUCGAGUUCGAAGUGGUCUUCCCCGAAAGGAUCCCGCAGACGUCCAGGACCGUCCUGGAGCAGGUUCUGCCCAUAUAGUCGCUCACCCCGGGCCCCACCAGGGACCUUGCCAGACUCCUGCAUGGCACCCCCGUACCAUUGGGGGAGCACUGGGGCACCGGGAGCAGCCCCCCCUCCCAGGGCGGGAGGGCCCGGGGAGGCUUUCGGACUCAAUGUUUUCCAGAGAAUAUAUUACACUCUUUCAAAGUCCGCACCAGACUUCCGGUGGUUUUUCGAGCGCUAGGGCGGAGGCGGUGGGAGCCGCAGGAAGGGACCAGGCCACCCUCUGCUCCUCCCCGGAGCCCCCCUGUACCCAGUCGUGUCGUGUGAUUCAUUCCUGUGAGCCCACACGUGUCACCCC
Molecule: messenger RNA, 1585 nt
Organism: Dipodomys ordii (Ord's kangaroo rat)
Lineage: Eukaryota; Metazoa; Chordata; Mammalia; Rodentia; Heteromyidae
Gene: Dnajb1
Product: DnaJ (Hsp40) homolog, subfamily B, member 1
Exons: 2
Coding region: 538-1263 (241 amino acids)
Cellular component (GO): cytosol
Molecular function (GO): transcription corepressor activity; Hsp70 protein binding
Source: RefSeq, a predicted model, not a curated record